AUGGUCAAGCCCAGAGAGACAGCACAGGCGUCCCCAGAACAGGCUGAGAUGGAGAAAAUGAAAGCCGAGGCCCGCAGGAAAAAGGAGGCGCAGGAAAAGCAGGAGCAGGAAGAGUACAUACAAAGGGUGAGAAGACUGAUCCAGGAAGACAGAAAAAACAACCUGGAAAAAGCACAGGUGGAGAUUGACGGGCUAAAGGCCAUGCAGAGCGCGUCCAUGAUAGAGGCGGAAAUAAAACCACUGACGGCGUCAAAAGACAGGCAAAGCAUGGCAGAUCCAAACGCAGAGGGGGGAAUAACUAUAAAAAUAAUACAUGAAACCCAGAAAAAGCUGCACACGUUUCCUGCAACCUCAACAGUGAGCGACUUUAAGAGCGUUCUUAAGGAGCACUUCAAAAUAAAAAAGCCAAAGGCUUUUAUCUCUGCUAGCCGGGAAAUAAACUUUGAGGAUCUGAAUGUGUCUCUGGUGUCGUUGGGCGUGUCAGACAUGGACACAGUAUAUGUGCACAGCAUGUAA
Molecule: messenger RNA, 516 nt
Organism: Nematocida major
Lineage: Eukaryota; Fungi; Microsporidia
Exons: 1
Coding region: 1-516 (171 amino acids)
Source: RefSeq, a predicted model, not a curated record